GUCGUGCUAGCGUUUUGUCGGUAUAGUUUCUCCCUUCUGUUUUUGUUACCUGGGUUUAUCAGCCAUGAAAUGCCCUUCAUGCAAUAAGGAGGUCUACUUUGCUGAGCGGGUCAGUUCACUUGGAAAAGACUGGCAUCGUCCGUGUUUAAAAUGCGAAAAGUGCAAAAAAACGCUGACUGCGGGUUCCCACUGUGAACAUGAUGGUAAACCCUAUUGUCAGAUUCCGUGUUACCAAGCCCUGUUUGGACCCAAAGGUUACGGAUCAGUGGCCAGCAGUCACAUCUACAAAUAGAUAACAAAUUUGUUAUUUCAAGUUUUGUUUAUACAUUCUACGUGACUACUUUUGAUGUCUCUUAUUCAGACAAUUUCAAUAGAUCGCUCCUUCAAGUACUGUUAAAUUACUUGAUUUUGAUGUUUUAACUUAUGAAAUAAACUCGCUGCUUAAAAUUUGUUUUACUUUUCACUCUCAGUCCGUAAUUGACAGUGAGAAGUGGUUACUUCGGACACAUCCUUGUAUUAAGUUAUGUUAUUACUAUUAUUUGGAUACAGGCGAUUGGUACAACGAAGAAUCAGAUAGAUAUGCGCCACAAAGAGAGAAAACAGAUUUGAAGACGGAAAGAACUGUAUUCAUUCUUCAGUUUCCUUUUAUAGUGAGACUCUGGAUUGCAGUACGAUAUACACGUAAGAUAGUUCAUUGCGAAAGACAGCAGUGAAUUCAAGAAAUAAUAAUGAUCUAUUCAAGUUCACCAACUCUUUUCU
Schistosoma mattheei is the source of this 759-nucleotide messenger RNA. NCBI's taxonomy places the organism in Eukaryota, Metazoa, Platyhelminthes, Trematoda, Strigeidida, Schistosomatidae. The record is from the annotation of a GenBank genome assembly.